This is a messenger RNA of Ictidomys tridecemlineatus (thirteen-lined ground squirrel), 2433 nucleotides long. The record is from RefSeq and is a predicted model, not a curated record. NCBI's taxonomy places the organism in Eukaryota, Metazoa, Chordata, Mammalia, Rodentia, Sciuridae.
CCGCAUGGCCCGGGGAGCUGGGCCCAGGGCUCCGCGUCGCCGGUCUCCAGGAGCAGCCGCGCCGCCACCGCCACCAGCGCAAGGCCAUGGUCCGAGUCUGAAAGUCGCGGCCGGGCGGCAGCUCCGCCUCUAGCCCCGCGGCCCUCCUCCGGGGACCCGGAGCCGGAAACCUGGUACAGGAAGCGCUUGGGCCCCGCCCGGCCUCCGCCUCCCGCUCCUCCGGGGCUCGUUUUUCCGGCUGCCGGCGGCGGGGCAGCCCGCUGGUAAGGCCCGGUGUCCCGGAGAGGCGGCGGCCAGCCCUGGGGCCACCAAACCUGGCCUCCUGCGGGAUGAACGCUCUGUCCCCACCCCUUCCCCGGAGUCGCUCGGGGGACGGCCGGUCACUCCAAAGUGUACCUUUGGUGGCUCAGCUGUUGGCAAGAAAUAGCACAGUGCGCCGGAAUCGGCAGCCACGAAAGUCUCGCUCUGCGUAUUUUGGCAGAAAUAUGAUUCAGAGCACAGGGUUCUGGUUCUGUGGCCUAACCCGGAGACCACAGUUCCCCCUUCUGCUUCUCUUGAGGGUGACCUGCCACGUUGUCGUGAGCUGCCUUUUACAAUCUGCCGCAGAAGGACGUGUCCACCUUCUGCCACUUUCCAGUAACAAGUCCAACCACGUUCAGAGCUACUGUGAAAGAGAAACUAAAUUGGCCCUCUCUCUCGACUUUUGGACUCUCUCCUCUGAAAACCUAAUAGCUGUGUUGCCAGUUGAUCCUGUUCAGGAAAAUUAUGUUCGUAAAGUGAAAAACUGUAUUUUUUCAAUUGCCUUCCCUACUCCCUUCAAAUCAAGAGUACUUCUUGCAGCAGUCUCAAAGGAAGUUCUAGAAGAUAUUUUGGAUCUUGAUGUUUCUGUAUCAGAAACGGAUGAUUUUAUCCAGCUUGUUAGUGGUGGAAAGAUAGUAUCUGGAUCUGUUCCAUUGGCUCACCGAUAUGGUGGCCACCAGUUUGGGAUGUGGGCAGAUCAGCUUGGAGAUGGAAGAGCUCACCUUAUUGGAACUUAUACGAACAGGGUGAAAAAAUGGGAGCUCCAGUUAAAAGGCUCGGGAAAGACCCCAUAUUCCCGAAAUGGUGAUGGUAGAGCAGUACUUCGUUCCUCAGUGAGAGAAUUUCUGUGUAGUGAGGCUAUGCACUACCUUGGAAUUCCAACUAGCAGGGCUGUAAGCCUGGUUGUAAGUGAUGAUGAAGUAUGGCGAGAUCAGUUCUACAAUGGAAAUAUUACGAAAGAACGAGGUGCAGUAGUGCUUCGUGCUGCGAAAUCAUGGUUUAGAAUCGGAUCAUUAGAAAUUUUGGCUCAUUAUGGUGAGCUGGAUUUAUUGAGGACACUGUUAGAUUUCAUUAUACAGGAACAUUUUCCCUCAAUAGAUGUCAAAGAACCUAAUAGAUAUGUGGAUUUUUUUUCUACUGUGGUAUUUGAGACAGCACAACUUAUUGCCUUAUGGAUGUCUGUUGGCUUUGCUCAUGGUGUUUGUAAUACUGAUAACUUCAGUUUGUUAUCCAUUACAAUUGACUAUGGUCCAUUUGGUUUUAUGGAGGCCUAUAAUCCAGAUUUUGUACCAAACACAUCAGAUGAUGAAAGAAGGUAUAAAAUAGGAAAUCAAGCCAGUAUUGGAAUGUUUAAUUUAGACAAGUUGUUGCAAGCUCUAAACCCAUUAUUGGAUCUUGGGCAAAAGCAGAUUGCUGCUCAGAUUCUCCAUCAGUACCCUGUUCAUUAUUAUGCAAGGUUUAGAAAAUUGUUCAAAGCCAAACUGGGAUUACUUGGUGAAAAGGAGGGUGAUGAUGAGUUAAUCGCAUUACUCUUACAUCUCAUGGAAAAGACAGAAGCUGACUUUACAAUGACAUUUCUGCAGCUCAGUGAGAUUACCGAGAGCCAGUUACAGGAACUCAACAUUCCUCAGCAAUUCUGGGCACUGAAGACAAUUUCAAAGCAUGAACUCUUUCCUACCUGGGUGUCCAAAUACAUUUUGAGACUGAAGAGUAACAUGAAUGACUCAGUUUCUGAAAGAAGAAAAAGAAUGAUAACUGUGAAUCCUAGGUAUGUGCUGAAGAACUGGAUGGCUGAAUCUGCAGUACAGAAAGCAGAAAGAAAUGAUUUUUCAGAGGUCCGUCUUCUCCAUCAAGUACUUCGGAGUCCUUUCCAGAAGCAUUCGGCAGCUGAGAAAGCAGGCUACGCCUUACCAACUCCUUCUUGGGCUAAAGAUCUCAGAGUCAGUUGCUCAUCUUAAUUUGGGAAAAAUCAAUUAAAAAUACUUCUAUUAUUUAACUUAACAUGGAAUAAUCUAUUCAGUAAAUUCUUAAUUAAGGAUUAUCAUCUACAUUUUGAGGACAAUCCCAUGUUUAAUAAUAAUGAUUAUAUGCAAAAAUAUUUUUAGCCAAAUAAAUUGGACCUUAUUCUUGAAA